Hemicordylus capensis (graceful crag lizard) is the source of this 3765-nucleotide messenger RNA. RefSeq names its product CXADR Ig-like cell adhesion molecule (gene CXADR). The coding region runs from base 576 to 1667 and encodes 363 amino acids. Gene Ontology annotation, biological process: homotypic cell-cell adhesion. Gene Ontology annotation, cellular component: basolateral plasma membrane; intercalated disc; bicellular tight junction. The record is from RefSeq and is a predicted model, not a curated record. Gene Ontology annotation, molecular function: cell adhesion molecule binding. Lineage: Eukaryota; Metazoa; Chordata; Lepidosauria; Squamata; Cordylidae. The transcript has 9 exons.
UUAGUGAGCCUACACCUGCAUUUGUGUUCGUAGUAGCCAUUGCUCUUUAUCUGUUUUGGAAGUGCGCGAGUGAUUGCUCUCUGGCCGCAGGGCGAGGGUGUGCCUGCCUGCCUGGCAUUUUCUCUGUGCAGGCUGUAUUACUCGGUAGGCUAGGAGUUUCUACACCGGUGUGGGUGAGAGCGCGUCAUUGUGUUGGUGGACUCCUUCCUCCGGCUCGCUUGUUACUAGUGUGUGUGUGUGGUGGAAGUUCAGCCGAGCGUGCUGCGGGGGCCCCGGCCAGGCGGAAGUGACGGCCGCUUCACCUGCUGGGCUGUGAGGGGAAAGAAGAGAAGAGGAGGCGCGGAGUGUCCGUUGGGAAUUCACUCAGGAGUCUCUUUGGCUGCCGCUCGUUGCUUUCCUCGCCAUGAAGUCGUCGCCGCCGCUACUAUUACUGCUGCACUUGUUCGGGAGUCUCCUCUUCUUCUGCGCAGCAUGGUACCUCAACAGCUUUUUCCACUCUGAUUGCUAUGCUUCAAGUUUCAAACUUGCAGGUCAACAUCCUGAAAUUCAGAGCCUGAAAAAAAUCCACCUGAGGAAUGCAGGACCUAAGUGAAGGUGUGUCAAUUUCUAGAGAACAAACUAUGGAGACAAAGGCUCAAGGAGAAAAAGUUAACCUGCUGUGCAUAUUUACUGUUGAUUCAGGAGAUGUAGGCCCACUUGACAUUGAAUGGGUCAUAGUGCAACCUAAUGGGGAAGAAAUAGUAAUUAUGUACAAUGCAGACAGGGUUUAUGAUUCAUACGGUAUGAGUGGACGGGUACAGUUUGUUAAUCAAAAUCCGGCUGCUGGAGAUGGUAGCAUUGAAAUCCUGAAUUUACAGCCAACAGACACUGGCACGUACCAGUGUAAAGUGAAGAAGCUUCCUGGUUUUCAGAUCCAUAGAGUUCAACUGACUGUACUUGCAAAGCCCUCAAAGACUAAGUGCUCCGUCCAUGGAUCCCAGGAAAUUGGAAGUGAUGUUACUCUGAAAUGUAUAUCUCAAGAAGGUUCUCCCAUCAUAAAUUAUGAGUGGAAGAAAACCACUGGUACAGAAGAACUUCCAACCACAUCAUUGCUGAAUGGAGAUACUGGUGACCUUUUGCUGAAAAACGCUUCUCAAGCUUACUCUGGAACAUAUAGAUGCACAGCUUCAAACAAAGUUGGACAUGAUGAUUGUUUUCUUCUGCUGAAUGUCACACCACCUACAAAUAGAGCUGGUACAAUUGCUGGCGCUAUCAUAGGGACUCUACUGGGACUCUUGUUACUGGCAUUUUUCAUCUUCUGUUGCUGCAAGAAACAAAGAGAGAAGAAAUAUGAAAAAGAAGUACACCAUGAUAUCAGAGAGGAUGUUCCUCCUCCAAAGAGUCGAGCUUCAACGGCCCGGAGCUAUAUAGGAAGUAAUCGUUCUUCUCUUGGCUCAAUGUCUCCUUCUAAUAUGGAUGGGUAUGCCAAAACUCAAUACAACAAAGUACCAAGUGAAGACUUUGAACGCACUCCUACUCAAAACCCAAACUUUCAACCACCAAAGCUGAUUGUACAUCAACGUUUCUAUUAUAAAAUACCUUGGUGCCUGACCACUUUCCUUAAGGGUGCUACAGAUGAAGGUAUAGCAGAACACUGUGACUUUAUUCCUUCUUACUUGAUGAGUUGAUUUUCCCCGCAAAGUGUUGGAUAUAGUGUCCUAUAUUUCAGAAUGGCUCCUUCUUGCUGCCUGUGUUUGAUAACUUCAUUGAAUUUGAACAAAUUUCAUAGAAAACUGAAUUAUUUCCCACAUUGUAUCAGACAGAUGGCUAAUUAGGACUUUGAUUACUGAUUCUGAAAAGAGUAAUAAAAACAUUAAAAAAUUAAACCUGAGAUAUGAAAGGCAUUGGCGUUAAUAUUUAUUGUACAAUAAAUAUUGUCCUCUUGUUUUUGUGUUCUUGGAGCCAGUUCUUAUUCAUGCUAUGUAGAAUAAGGUAGAUUGUAGUGGUAGUAUUCUUAACUUGAGUACAUAUAGAGCAUUCCAUUUUCCUAUGUGCAAGCCCCUAUGUGAUAAACUAACCCAUCAGUGGGUAUACAGUUCUAAAUUUCUCCCUGGAUAUGCUAGUUUGCUACAUAUACAGUACUGAACUUUUUUUAGAGGUUUGCAGAUAAUUAUUUUUGUAUUUAAAUACUCCCCAUCAUACAAUUGAAGUGGUAAAGUCUAGCAUUCUACCACAUGUUUUGUAGACUAAAUUGGCUUUAAACACUUUAAAAAGUACUAAGCUGAACAUUUGAUUAAUAUGAAGUGUACUCAUGUAGCACACUGUCCAUACACACUCAUAGUACAAACAGGCAAAAUGCAUAAUUGUGGAAUACUACUGCAGUCAGAAGAAUUUCUACAUAUUAAAUAACUUGUCAGCUCAUAUGAAAAGAAUAAAUGGAUAGAAUGAAGGAUAGCACGAUGUGCCUUCAGAGCAUAGCUCUUAGGCUUUGGAGCCUUGACAAUGUCUGCUUGUUUAUAAAACUGCUGGGAAAUUGCAGUAAUAGGAACUGACAUAGCAGAUCCAUAUAUUUUAGGUAAGAACUGACUUGGGACAGACUUUGCUCUAAGCACUUAACUUCUAGACCCUUCUGAAUGACUAAAACACUAGUCUGAAGGACACUACUAUUAUAGACGUGAUAAGAUCCCAAAAUGUCGUCUUUGGUAAAUGUCAGAUUCUCGUUGGGCUGUGUGUGCUCCACCUGCUAGUGCAUUGAUGCAAAGGGGUACGUCUUGUACUUUGGGAACAAAAAAUAUGUGUUCCGGGAGGACAGUGUUUACACUACUCUGUUGUGCCAGUAGUAGUGGUAGUUGGGUGACCUAUUAAUGGUACUGAUUGCUGGAGCGCUUGUGAUGCUGCUGCACAAGGGAGUGGAAGGUGAGCUAGUGCGUAGGAAUAAUGAUAAGUUCUGCUAAUUUGUGAGUUUGACUAUGUUUCAUUAAAAGAAACAUAGGACUAACGAAGUCUGGCUAUUUAGAAGAAAAGUUAAUGGUAUCCAGUUGCAUCAGGGAAAAGUGUGGGCUUUACAUUCCCGUUAUUGUGGUUAAAGGCCUCAUAUAUGACAGGGUGAUAAUGCUUCUCAUUCGAUCUAAUUUCUUAAUUUGGGGCAGAAAGCAGUUAAGUAAACAAAUUCAUAUCAAUAAUAAAAUACCUUAUUGUAAGGAAUUGAAUGAUAUAUUGGUUUCACAUGUUUUCAGAUGGCAAAUUCAUUAAUUUAAUAGGCUUUCUAAAAUAUGUUUGACUUCCAAAGAAAUGUGUGUUGAUUUUUAACGAUAUUUAGAUCAUUUUUCUUAAGUUGCACUCCAUCAUAUUGACACCUUAUUUACAAUUCGUUGACAAAGCAGCUAAAUUUUAAAGUUUUAAAAAAUCCUUGUUGUAUCUGAGCCGUUUUUACCAUUAUUCAGAUAACCUUUACAUUGUAUCUUGUAUAAAGGAAUCUUUUUAUCUUUCUUAAAUGAACUAUUUUAGAAGGCAAGGGAAUAAAAGUUGUCAUCGUUAACUUGGAUAUUUUACAUUGUAUUCAUUAUUAGGGACUCAGACCCCUCAGUGUUAGUGUACAACUCGGCAAUUGAAGCAAUAAUACAAGACACACAUGACACACCUUUGUAGGAUUUGGCAAUGAAUGCAGUUUGUAUGCCAUCUUUGUUUCAUAUUUUUUUGAAGAACAAACCUGAUCUGUGUAGGAGAACUCCAAAUUGCUGUAGUUUGAUGUGUGUAUGUAUUGAAAUAAAGUUAUAGCAAAAACCA